Sesamum indicum (sesame) is the source of this 1010-nucleotide messenger RNA. Its product is annotated as transcription factor HEC2. Gene Ontology annotation, molecular function: protein dimerization activity; DNA-binding transcription factor activity. NCBI's taxonomy places the organism in Eukaryota, Viridiplantae, Streptophyta, Magnoliopsida, Lamiales, Pedaliaceae. The record is from RefSeq and is a predicted model, not a curated record. Gene Ontology annotation, biological process: regulation of DNA-templated transcription.
CAUACUGAUUCGUCGUGCCAACAUCUCAUAUAAACCCUUCAUACCCCCAUUUCCCCUUACUGCGUUUCCCAUAUAUUAUAAACUCUCUAUCUCUCCUUCGCUGCCUUUUCAGCUUCAGAGGUUUAUUUGAUCAAGUCAUGGAUUUCAACCUCAUGAUGGAUUCAUCGUUAGCCCACAACAAUGCGGGAGCUGGCCGGGAAAUGGUUGCUCAGCUUGAUAAGUUUCCUCAACUCUCCGACGGGCUUUAUCAGGAAACUUCUGAAUCAUCGGAUUUGGAAUUCUCCGGUGGAAGCGCCUCCAGUUUCACGACCUUUCAGAAUCUUUAUGGCAACGCCGUAGCACCGGUUAAUGCUCAAGAGACAAAGCUCCCUCUCGUUUCUCAAAACAUGGAACUCAGUUUGAAUCAUGAUCCGAGUUUGUCAUUGCAGCAAAGGUGCUCGAUGGAAGGGAUGAGAGAGAUGAUUUUCCGGAUUGCGGUGAUGCAGCCAAUCCAGAUCGACCCGGAAUCGGUGAAGCCGCCCAAGAGGAGGAAUGUGCGGAUUUCUAAGGACCCGCAGAGCGUGGCGGCCCGCCACCGCCGGGAGAGGAUAAGCCAGCGGAUCAGGAUCCUGCAGAGAAUGGUUCCAGGUGGUACGAAGUUGGACACUGCUUCAAUGUUGGAUGAGGCGGUGCAUUACUUGAAGUUCUUGAAGAGGCAAGUGCAGUCGUUGGAACAAGCAGCCGCCGCUAACAGGCCGAUAAUGGGUGCUGGAUUGUUUCCGGUGGUGGGCUCUAUGCAAAUGCUUAGCUCAGAUCGAACUUGUUUCUUGGUUUGAUUUUACAUAUCCUUUUAACUUUCAGAUAUUUUUUCAGAAAAAAAAAAAAGAAAAUGUACUAGUUUUAAUAUGUUCUCUUUUCCGUUUUUCUUCUUUAACUUAGUCUUGAUUUGUUUCUUCGAUGGCUGUAGCGUGUGGCAGAGUAAAUUUAGUGUGGAUAAUUUUCCUUAAAGUUCACCAUGAUCAUAGAAUUUA